UCUACUCUAUUCGUUCCUUUGAUUACUAGUAAUCAUAGUCCCCACUCUCCUUUAUUUCCCCCUCUAUCAAGCACGCUUUCCGACUCCAAUACCGGAACAAAAAUUCUGAGCUUUGAUGGGUACUGAUGCAUGUAACACUGGCCUCGUUCUCGGUUUAAGCCUCUCAUCGACCGUGGAGUCUUCAUCCAAGCAGGAUCACAACCAAAUUCCCAAUAAGAUUCCAUCGUUUCUUAAGCUUGAAUCAACGAGUUUUGAUGACGAAUCUUCGCUCACAUUGGGGCUUUCUGGUGGCGGGCGAGGUGAGAGUUAUCAGGUUAUGGCUGCUGCUACACAAAAGGUUGAUGUGAAAUCUACCGUGGGCGGUGAUUUGUAUCGCCGAGCUUCAUCUCUUAGUGCUGUUUUAUCGUUUUCAAGCGGUAAGGUCAAGAGGGAGAGAGAGCUUAGCAGCGAAGAAUUAAUGGAGGUAGAGAAGAAGAAUAAUUCUUCUAAACUCAUUGAUGAAGAUGAAGAAGGUGUUAAUGCAAGAAAGAAACUCCGUCUCUCCAAACAACAAUCUGCUCUUCUCGAGGAAAGCUUCAAACAACAUAGCACUCUCAAUCCCAAACAAAAACAAGCUUUAGCAUGGGAAUUAAACAUGAAGCCUAGACAAGUUGAAGUAUGGUUUCAAAACAGGAGAGCCAGGACAAAGCUGAAGCAAACUGAGACGGACUGUGAGUUAUUGAAAAAGUGUUACGAGGCACUAACGGAUGAAAACAGGAGACUGCAGAAGGAGAUUCAAGAGCUCAAGGCACUGAAACUGGCUCAACCCUUUCACUUGCACAUGCAAGCGCCCACCCUCACCAUCUGCCCCUCUUGUCAAACAACUACCGGCGUCGCCGAUGCCAAUGGCAAUUCCGACAACCCAUAUUCGAUGGCAUCGAAGCCUCACCAUUUCUAUAACAACAAUCCCUUAAGCAAUCCUUCUGCAGCAUGUUGAUUAUGUUUUUUUGUUAGAGCCUUAGUAUCAAAGGAAAGAAAAUAGAUCCCAACAAGCCAACAACCCCUUUAUUUUUGGUUGAUGGCUUCUAGUGAAUUAAAACUAGUUUAAUUAUUCAAUUAAUUAAUUUGUAGAAUCCACUCAUCUUUUGUUUGUAAUGAUCAUUAGAAAACAUAUAUAG
Hibiscus syriacus is the source of this 1157-nucleotide messenger RNA. RefSeq names its product homeobox-leucine zipper protein HAT22-like. The transcript has 3 exons. Gene Ontology annotation, molecular function: sequence-specific DNA binding; DNA-binding transcription factor activity, RNA polymerase II-specific. The coding region runs from base 116 to 976 and encodes 286 amino acids. The record is from RefSeq and is a predicted model, not a curated record. Gene Ontology annotation, biological process: regulation of DNA-templated transcription. Lineage: Eukaryota; Viridiplantae; Streptophyta; Magnoliopsida; Malvales; Malvaceae.